AAAUAGCAUUUCUUUAAGCAUUCUCCAACUCGUGACGCCAAUGAUCUGUCUACUUGGCCAUGUGAGUGGGAAAUAAAAGAUAGAACGUUCUCAUAUGAAACAACAUCAAUAAAAGCUAGAUGGAUCUUUAAAUUUAAACUUAUAUUUAAAUGGAGUGGUUCAGAAAUUCAAACAAGAAUGUUAAGCAUAGAUUUCCAUAAGGAGUACCUUGAUUUGGUCUUAGUCCCCUGUGGGCUUCUGAUCAUGUUUGCCUAUCAUCUGUUCCUUCUUUACAGAUACCACAAACAUCCUGGCACUACUAUCUUUGACCUAGAGAACGAGGACAAGAAACUUUGGGUUCAAAGAGUUCUGCAGGGUGCUGAAAGUGAUAUUAACAGAGCUGUAAAUGUGAUUUCGAGCGACACAAACAUAGCGACUUUCUUAGCCACCGUCUCUUUGACUCUCAGUUCUCUUAUUGGAAUUUGGCUUGGAAGUAGUUCUAAUAAUAAUAUCCUUGAAAGCAAGAGAAUUUAUGGUGACACAAGGCCAUUCACCAUUUUCAUCAAGAACGUAUGCCUCCUCGUUUCUUUUCUUAUUGCUUUUUCAUGUUUUGUUCAAGCAGCAAAGAAUUUGGUUCAUGCAAAUUAUUUACUGAGCUCCCCAGACAAGAAAAGGGCAGCGAAGAAAAUUGAGUUUGCGGUUAAGAAAGGAGGUGAACUUUCCUUUUUCGGGCUCAGAGCUCUUUACUUUGCUCUUAACAUGCUCCUUUGGUUUUUCGGCCCAAUACCCAUGUUUGUUGCCUCUAUUGUUAUGGUGAUAGUCCUGUAUUACCAUGACAUUCAUACAGUUUUAUUGCAUGAUCUCUACUGUGAGCUACAUUGUCAGAAGGCUAGGGCACAAGGCGCCAGUGGCAGCUUUAGCUAUUGAGAAAGGUCACAAGUACAGGGUUUUUAGUUUAGAGUCCGAAUGUUCAUCCAUCCCAAUUGAAUUGCCAUAGAAUCGACUUCAAGUACUGCAUCAAGUACUGCAAUUUGUUCAUUUAUAUUUAUCGGAACUUCAGGAUCAUCAAUUUUGUCUACCUCAUAUCUUCGUUUCAUCUGUAUUUUCUAUCUUGUUUCGUUGGUUUGGUUCCAUGUAAAGCCCACCUCCAGUUUGCAUAUACUUCAUUGGUGAAUCUUUAUUUUCUUGGCUUUAA
Molecule: messenger RNA, 1174 nt
Organism: Populus trichocarpa (black cottonwood)
Lineage: Eukaryota; Viridiplantae; Streptophyta; Magnoliopsida; Malpighiales; Salicaceae
Exons: 2
Coding region: 178-906 (242 amino acids)
Source: RefSeq, a predicted model, not a curated record